CGAAAAUAAUAAUAAAAAGAAUAUCAAAUUAUUAGAAAAAUCUAUGUAUUAUGUGUAAAAGUGCUAAUGUCUAAAAUCAGUUAGAAAUGUGACUAAUAACAACAAAGAAAUACGAAAGAAAAAAGUUUUAAUUUCAUACCAAAUUAUAAACCCUAAAUCAACGAAAUAAAGGUCAAACAGCAAAACAACAAAAUCGUGAAACACGAAAGAAAAAGCGCUUAACGGUUAACUACAGACGAUCGAUCGAAGCUCGUGUCAUUAUCAAUAUCAAAAUGAGCAUAAUUGAUAACGGCAAGUACCGGUUGCGCAAGGAUUGGGCCAGCGCCUCCAUACCAUCAUUGGUCGAUAUCGAUGAGCAUGGGGAUGGCGGCGAGUCAGAGCAGAGUGCCAUGAAUAUAACGGCUCCAUUGCCGCCACAGAAGCCACCUCGACGCAGUUCCCUGGCCUUGGGCUUAUUCUCGAGCAAAUCCGACAAGAGCCAAAAGAGACGCAGUUCCAUAGCUGUCUCAUUUCUACGACGCGAUAGUAAUAAGAACUCUACCAAAGACUCAUAUGAAUCGGCUGUGCGCAGUGAGAAAUCUGAUGGCUCCGCCACACCCACAAAUAGUCCAGACAAUGUCUAUAGCUCUGAGGAGAAUAUACGCGCCUCAUCCCCAAAUGAGCCAGGCAAAUUGACAUACUUUGAAGAUGGCUCCCAGUCGCCACGUCCUGUGGUCCAGGGCAUGAAUAAUCCAUAUGAGAUGCCACCCACUGGCGAUCGUCAGCGACGCCGUCGCAGUUCGUUGCAAACCAAACUCGAUCGUCAUAGACGCAAGAAAAUGGAGUAUAUCAAUCAACGUAGCCUCGACUCAUCGGCUCUUUCAUAUAGUGAAUCGCAAACCGAUUUGACCAAUGAUAGUAUGAUGACGGCGAAUGGCCCACCAUCCAGACGCAGCAUUAGUUAUGACAAUGAUAAUGAUGCCGACGACUACGACGUCAUCGAUCCCAAUCAUGCCGAGUAUUUCCCGCGUGAAAAGCGGCACUCCUGGUGGAAUAUAUUUGUGCCAGAUAACUUUAAGAACAGGUCACGUAGGGCUAGUCAAGAUGUUUCCAGUUUGUCACGAAGCGUUGACAAUUUGGCGAUACCCGUGCGCAGGAGCAAAUCGCGUAGCGUUGAUCAUGGCCUUGCGGCUCCAUUUGAUUUGGAUUCAUUGCGUUCAAAAGUUGAGCAGCGUUUCGAGAGUGUCGACAAAUUGUCAAAGCAAAAGUCUUCAUUGCCCACCAUACCCACCAUUUCCUAUACCGUAGGAAAUCGCGAUACACUCACAUCGGUUGCGGCUCGCUUUGAUACCACGCCAUCGGAAUUGACGCAUUUGAAUCGCUUGAAUAGCUCCUUCAUCUAUCCGGGACAGCAGUUGCUGGUGCCCGAUAAAAGUGCCAAAGAUGAUGCCUCCAGUAGCUCCACAAAUGAGGCCGGUGACGGCGGCGGCGGAGGCAGUGUAUCUGGAAAGUCCAGUCCCGAGCGUAAAUUGUCUAGCGAUGAGAGCAAAGAUAUACUGGAGGGUCUUCGCCCGGGAUCACCCAAGCCUGGCCACAUUGAGCGCGUGUCAUCCAAUAGCCAGGCCGAGGACGAGGCCAAUAAGAGCGAUGAUCCUGUGAUUACGCAACGUUUCCUCAAGAUCAAUGUACGUCACAUUACCGAUGGCCAGGGAGUUGUGGGCGGUGUUCUACUGGUUACACCCAAUGCCGUUAUGUUUGAUCCCAAUGUCAGUGAUCCUCUGGUCAUUGAGCAUGGCCCCGAAAGCUAUGGCGUAAUUGCACCCAUGGAUUUGGUGGUAAAUGCAGCCAUUUUCCACGACAUUGCCCAUAUGCGUGUGGCUGGUGGAGCUGUUGGUAGUACCACGGAAACUGAGAAGCCAGAGAUCUAUUAUCCCAAACCAGUAUUAGUCGAAGAGGACUCCAAAGAGUUGCCGGAACAGUCAGCGGGAGCAGCCCAGGCUGAAGGUAGUUCCCUGGAGAUAGCCGAUGAUCAGGAAUCGUUAUGCUCCAGCACAGGACGUGACGGUGAUGCUUUUCCCAAAGCCUUUGAUCGUGAACGUGUUGGGGAUUCAUCAGCAGAAGCCAAAGAUAGCGCUAAGACUGACGCUCAGGGAGAGGAUUCGAAUGAGGAGCAGCAACAGGACGAUGACAAGAAAGAAACAGGCCUGGGCCUUGGCAAUACACGCUCUACACUCGAGGAGCGACGCAAAAGUCUAUUAGAUCAUCACUGGGCAAUUCCGAGCAAAGAUCGCUAUUAUUUGUCUAAUUCCCGAAGAUCAUCGGAAGACGAGGGCGACAAUGAAUCAAACAUAACCGUCGACAGCGGACCACGUGUACCGGAGGCACUCUCGGCCACCAGUUCGGUGAGCCAGCACAGUGGCACAACGGCAACAUCUGUGGCUAGUGGCAUGGCAACUGGUGGCCAAUUGCCACCACUACCACCGCUACCACCACCAGCUGGCAUUGAUCUAGAGCAUUUGGAGCAAUUGUCGAAACAAUCGUGCUAUGAUUCGGGCAUCGAUAUACGCGAACCCAUACCCAACAUACAGCCGAUACCAAAGAAAACCGUUUACAGUGAUGCUGAUAUUGUCCUAAGCUCCGACUGGGUACCACCGAAAACCAUUGUGCCAACGCACUUUAGCGAAUCGCCACCGCGUAGCACCAUAUUGGGACAGAGCUUGGAUGCCGGCGUCGGAGUUGGUGGGGCACGCAAGAAGACCUCUAGCGUUAGUUUUAGUGUUGACGAUGAAGCUGCCCAGCAGGCCCAAGCAGCUGCAGCAGCAGCGGCAGCCACCGAUAAACAAGCCGAUAAGAAGAAUAAGAUGUUGAAACGUCUCUCAUAUCCAUUGACCUGGGUGGAGGGACUAACUGGCGAGGGAUCGGGCAGUGGAGUUCCGUCCUCUGGUGGCAGUCUCAAUAAAUCAGCUGACACAGAUUCGGCUCCAAAUACUGGUGAUUCCAACCAGAGUGUCUUUUCAAAAGUAUUUUCUAGCUCACCCAUAACUCUGGUCUCAGAGUUGGGUGGGAAUUUGUUCUCAAAAACACCAUCCGAAGACUCUGGUGGCUCACCAGUGCCGCCAUUGACUCCCCAUUCAACACAUUCCGAGGGUCACAUGACCUAUGGACGUUCCUCAAUUGGUACCUUUAUACGUCCACAUUCAUCGGAGGGCACCUCGUCGAGCACCAAGCUGAAGGAGGUUAAACAGCAGCCCAAAUUGGAUUAUCGUUCCAUGGUCUCGAUGGAUGACAAGCCGGAACUAUUUAUCAGUGUGGACAAACUAAUACCACGUCCAGCACGAGCCUGUCUUGACCCACCAUUAUAUUUGCGCCUGCGUAUGGGUAAACCCAUUGGCAAGGCUAUACCGCUGCCAACCUCUGUUAUGUCCUAUGGCAAAAACAAGUUGCGCGCCGAAUAUUGGUUCAGUGUGCCCAAGAAUCGCGUUGAUGAGCUCUAUCGCUUUAUAAACACCUGGGUGAAACACCUGUACGGUGAGCUGGAUGAAGAGCAAAUCAAGGCGCGUGGCUUUGAAUUGAUACAAGAGGAUACCGAAUGGACCAAGAGCGGCACCACCAAAGCAGGCCUUGGCGGUGGCAGUCAAGAUGGUGAAGAGAUCAGCGAUCUAACCCGUGAAUCCUGGGAGCUUAUAAAGGCUCCAUUUGCCAAGACCUACAAGAUUAUAAAAACGGCAUCGCAUGCCGCAUCGCAUGAUUUGGAAUUGUUGGGCGGCGAGGUGCUGUCCAUGAGCACAGAUGAAUAUCGCAAGACAUCGUUGUUUGCAACUGGUUCCUUUGAUUUGGAUUUCCCGAUACCCGAUUUAAUUGGCAAAACCGAAAUACUAACAGAGGAGCAUCGCGAAAAACUCUGCGGCCAUCUGCCGGCACGUGCCGAGGGCUAUUCCUGGUCAUUGAUCUUUAGCACAUCUCAACAUGGUUUCGCCCUCAAUUCCCUUUAUCGCAAAAUGGCGAGACUAGAAAGUCCUAUUUUAAUUGUCAUAGAGGAUACAGAGCAUAAUGUAUUUGGUGCUUUGACCUCCUGCUCGCUGCAUGUGUCAGAUCAUUUUUAUGGCACAGGCGAAUCCCUGCUCUACAAAUUUAAUCCCAGCUUUAAAGUAUUCCAUUGGGCUGGUGAGAAUAUGUACUUCAUAAAGGGCAACAUGGAGAGCCUUUCAAUUGGCGCUGGCGACGGUCGCUUUGGUCUCUGGCUGGAUGGUGAUCUAAAUCAGGGCCGAUCUCAGAGCUGCAGCACAUAUGGCAAUGAACCAUUGGCGCCACAAGAAGACUUUGUUAUCAAAACACUCGAAUGCUGGGCAUUUGUUUAAACAAUUGUAAAACAAGAAUUUCUGUUGAAAACAAAAACAAAAAAAAGAGAGAAAAACAUAUUUAAACGAGGAGAGGAGCAUAUACCGCGCGCUCCAGCCUCCUUAACUCCCCCCUUCCCACACACACACACCUACACAUACAAUUCCCCCCUAUCUAUUUAAUUAAUUAAUUAUUAAUUAUAUGUACUACACAAAAACCAACCUGAGAAUGAUAUCAAAAGGCGAAACCUAUGUGAGCUGACACGCAAUAAGAAGAAACAAUUGAAAUACUGCAAUUUGCUUGUAAAAACAAAAGAAUGUAGCAAGAAGAAGAACACGAAGAAGAGGGAAAACAGCUAAGCGUUUCAACGUAUUAAUUAUUUAGUUUUUAUAUUAUAUAUAUAUAUAUGUAUUGUUAAAAUGAUAACAGAAAACUAAAACAAAAGCAACGGCAACGGCAACUGGCGAACAUCAGCAAAAUGCAAAAGAAAAGCGAAACAGCAACUAAAUUAUGUGUUAGAUUUAAAUAAUAAUCAUGAGAGAAAACCAAACAAAACAAAAACACAAUUGAGCAGCACUUACGCGUGCCACGCCCCCGCACAUACGCCUACAUGUGGAAUGUAUCAUCUUCUCAGCAUCAUCGCCAUCAUUAAAAACAAACUCAUGCAACAUUUUUAGUUAAGAUCGAAAAAAGCAGUAAAAAGAAAAAAGAUAAUGCAAAAUGCAAAAUUAUGGAACUUUUUCGUUCACUUCACGUUCCCCCCUCCCCAAACUCCCCAUUUUGAGUGAAUUUAAACAAUUUAGAAAAGAAAAAACAAAAAGAACACAUAAAAAAACACGUGGAAAAGUAAUAAAGAAAAGAAUUACGAAUUGUCGAUAUAAUUUUUAGUGCAAAGAUAAUGAAAGAGAAAACAGUUGAUUACCGUUCGAUCAUCAGUCCUUGUUCAUUUUGCAAAUGAAAGUAAAAAUAUUUUUUAAUGAUUU
Drosophila willistoni is the source of this 5300-nucleotide messenger RNA. RefSeq names its product TLD domain-containing protein 2 (gene mtd). The record is from RefSeq and is a predicted model, not a curated record. Gene Ontology annotation, biological process: response to oxidative stress. Gene Ontology annotation, cellular component: nucleus. The transcript is spliced from 20 exons. The coding region runs from base 273 to 4337 and encodes 1354 amino acids. Lineage: Eukaryota; Metazoa; Arthropoda; Insecta; Diptera; Drosophilidae.